Messenger RNA from Trichobilharzia regenti, 4938 nucleotides. NCBI's taxonomy places the organism in Eukaryota, Metazoa, Platyhelminthes, Trematoda, Strigeidida, Schistosomatidae. The record is from the annotation of a GenBank genome assembly.
AUGACACUCAAUACUUUUAAUGUUCAGACUCCUUAUAGAAUACCGAAUGACUUUCGAUUAUUUUCUAUGGAUUCACAAAUACUGCGGAAAACAUCCUCGAAGUUACCUGGUUUCAGAAAACACAAAAAGAGAAAAACGCAUUUGUUCACUUUUUCAUAUAGCUUUCACUUAGAAUGUGACAGUGUAUUCAAGCCAUCAUGCAAAUCUCAAGAUAUUCUCGUAUACCGACUAAUGAAUACAGACGGUGGGCGUUUUGAUUUUGACGACGGUGGGACGUAUAUUGGUAACUGGUAUCAAGGUUCAGCUCAUGGACUCGGUCUAGCUACAGGACCGAAUGGAGUUGGCGAAUAUUCUGGUGAAUGGAAUUUGGGCUUUGAAACGUGUGGAGUCUACUUAUGGCCAAAUGGUAAUAUGUACGCUGGCACAUGGAUCAAAGGCAAACGCCAUGGUGACGGUGUCCAAGUUAGAGGAAAAUGGAUUUAUCAAGGAGAAUUUAAUGCAGGUGCAUUUGGUCAAUAUGGUGUAAAAACCUCCAUUAACAGUCAGGCAAAAUAUGAAGGUAGCUGGAGUUUAAACAGAUUCGAGGGUUUUGGAAUCGAAACUUGUGCAGAUGGAAGUAUUUAUGCUGGAGCAUGGUCAAAAGGAUUUCGUCAUGGUCUUGGUGUUCGUAAAUCAUUUAUUAGUUAUAAAGCAAAUUCAUUCUCAGAUAAUUCAAUGGCCAAUCUUUCACCAACAAAAUGUAGCAAUGAAGAUGUGCUGUGCACUAGCAGUGUAGUUAGCUGUGGCCCUUGUAGUACCUUACCCGCUACAUCGAGUGACGAGAAUAAAAAGAUUCCCUCCACUAGUCAAUCUCCUGUAACGUCAGAGAAACGGCACAGUUCUACUGCUAAUUUACCGUCGAAUGAAACAACAUCAGUAAGUCGUAAAGCAGUAAUUGGUAGAGCAAUAAUGCGUCGAUUGAAAAAGCAACAUUCUGCUAUCGAGUUAGGUCGUUCAACAACAACUCAGCCUACCACUGUAAAUGGAACAGCGGUUUCUAGUACUCCCAAAACGUCACCUCCUAGAGUAAAGCAGCCACUGACACCAGGUGAAACACCACAGCAACAAAGUUCAGGUGGUUGUAUCAAUUCAUCCAGUGGUGAAAAGACUGACCAGCCUGAAGCUGAGAAGGAUAAAGUGAUUAGUGUUGUCGAAAUAUAUGCUGGUGAAUGGUUUCAAGAUCAACGAUCUGGGUAUGGCAUAGCUGAACGCUCCAACGGUUUUGUUUAUAUUGGUGAAUGGACUAGAAACCAAAAGCAUGGUUACGGAAUUAUAAUUAAUCCAAAUGGUACACGUGAUGAAGGACAAUUUCAAGCAAAUAAUUUAGUUAAUAAAGUAAACCGUAAGAGCAAAUUGCACUUGGUGCGUCAAACAAAACUAAAAGAAUGUGUAGAAGAUGCUCUGUUUCGGGCUGAAGCAGCAGCAAAACAGGCCAAACUAGUAGCUUCUGAAGAAGCAAGAGAAAGAGCGUUAAAAGCGCGUAAAUCCUCUGAAUUAGCAAUGUCUAUCAUACAGAAAGCUCUCCAUUUAUCUGACAAAGCAAGAGAGUUAGCUUUUCAACUUGAUCCACAGUUUCAUCAACCAGGGGUUGAAUGGAGAAAGAAAUGUCAAUUUGAAAUUAAUUCCACAGACGAUACAAACGAAUCCAAACCUUCAACACUGUGUUUAUCAAGUUUAAAUUUAAAUAUAUCAAGUGACACUUUCCCUGCAACCCAAGCGUGUUUCAUAAUAAGGAGGAAGUUUUUCCGCAAAUUUCUAUCACGUGACUCCACACCAAAUUCAGCCGACCCUCUGGAUGAGUCAUCUACUGAUGCAUUUGAACGAUUCGCUAAUUUCAACAAGCCAAGUAUCUAUCGACUUAUGAAACCGACUACUGAUGAUGUAGCUGUCGUCUCACCUCUGGUGACAUCUAGUGAACUAAUUCGUCCUUUCUCUGCACCGCAUAAAACAUUUAUGAAUGAGUUGAAAGUAGAAAGUUAUUCACCAAGUGACAGGACAAUUUCACCCCUGAAAGAGGUUUCUAAUGAAGACAUGGAACAGAAAGGCACACCAACUGAAAGAAACGUCGAUACAUUUAGCAAACAAAUGAGUUUAUCCGCUGGUGAUCUUGUUGGGCUGUGCAAAGCAUCUAUGGAGCCAUCCUUAAACAAUUUAGGUAGUUUGUCAUCUUACCGUCAAGAAGUAAAACAGUUAUCACCCUAUCUAAAGUCAACCAAUCCCUGUAGAAGUACUUCUGAAAGGCGUAUUCCCGUCUCCAUAAAUACUGAUGACGCAAAAAUCUCUUCUACUUACUUGACUGCUGUACCUGGCACUACUUCAUCAAAUUCUAUGGAAAGUGUUCCUAGGAAUGAUGCAUCAAAUGAAACAGUGGAUAUAGUUAAAAUUGAAAUUACUGACCAGCCAAGUAGUCAGCUGCAGCCAUCGAGUGCAAGACAAGAUGCAAAUGAAAGUCACUUUGUACGUAAAUGUCGAUCUUCACAAAUUGUACAGUCAAAAAGAAUUGGUGCAGGAUAUUUAAAAAAUACUCAGCAUCCUCCAAAGCUGGGUAUGAAUUCCACUCAAGAUUCGGGUUACCUCUCAAUGGAUCCAAGUGAAUCACGUUCAUUUUCAAUGCAAACUCUUAACAGAUCUAUGUCAUGUCAAGCACCUGAUGCAAUUGUCGAAUCAGAUGACACUGAUGAACACCAAAUGUUAUCGAAAAAUAUUCGUCCAAAAGUUGAACCUACAAACCUACCUGUUAAUAUACCUGGAUAUAAACUGUCUGUACAGACAAUGCCUAUAUUUGACCCCACAAAAUUUAACAGGUUAACACCAGUGAAGUCACCUUAUGAAUCAUCAACGUUUUCACUAUCUCUAUCUCCAAAAGCAAAAAAACUUAAAGUACAAACUGAAGAAAUUCCGUUUAAACCAGUGGCAAGAAGACAAGUGAUAACUGCUAGACGGAAGUUUUCAAAUAGCCCUAGGAAAUGUUACAAAUCGGAUGGUUCUCUCCUGCACGGAGUUUCUCAAAGACCAGAGUCUUAUUCAAGUCAAAGAUAUUGGGUACCAGACGACGCAUCACUUUAUCCAACUGAACAUUAUGAGCAUUAUGCAGGACAGUAUUCAUCCCCAUCGAGAAAUACUAAAUUCUUCCAUCCAUACAUAGCUGACACUGGUGGAGGUGUCUUUGCCGGUGGUAGUGCUCAGGAUGUUGAAAGCGUCAGUGAAAAAUCAGAAUUCAGUUCAGCAACUGUCCGAUCCGCUCCACAUUUUCAGACUAUGCAUACAGAUUUUCAGUUGAAUGAAUUAGGUCGGUUAAAAUCAAGAGAAUGGCCUAUGGAUAUGCGGAAAGCUUAUUGUACACAACAAAGUAAAUUAGGUCACUGGGACUACUCAGCUCCGUAUGAUUGUAUUCAGCAUCAGUUGCCAGCAUUUUAUGCUGGUGAUGAUGGCACGGGUCCAGUGCUAUAUGAACAGUCUUUGAUUCAAGGGGAUCGUCAUUCACUGGAUCGCCAUGUAUCACAAAUAUCCAACCAAGCAUUUUUACAAAAUCAAAGAACAAUGAGUGAUCGAUUUACGCGAGCCCAUACAAAACCAUUUACAGCAUAUAAUUCGAGUUGCUUUCAUGACUGGUGCCAAAUACCAGGAAACAGAAGACUGCAGUAUAUUCCUAACAGAAUUCACAGCGCCUAUGAAGAUUUUGGGAUUUUUGAUAGAGAUCGUUCUAUGCCUACUAUCUACAUGAAACAACAGAGACAGCAACAAGUUCAUCAAACUGGAAUUAAGGAAAAUACUGUGACUGUAAACCCUUUAGAAAUUCAUCUACGGAAGUCUAGUAUAAACAACCGUCGUUAUAUCAGUAAAAUAGACACCGAUAAAUCUAGUCACCAAAUGGACCAUUCUAUGCAUUCAUCUCAUUCGUUACGUCAUGACAAGUAUUCUCAGCCAAUGACAUCAUCACCAAUGACACCUUCAAUGUACUCUAUUUGCACUACUACUGUUUGUCCAAGUAAAUAUGUUUCAACACCAUUGACAAGUGCGAGUGCACUAUGGAGUCAAGUGAAAAAUCCUUUCUGUAUGAAUAAAACAUCACAUACAGGUUCAUGGCAUGAAUUCCCGAAAAGAAUCUUACGAUCCACAUAUCCUUAUUGUAUAACACAUAAUUCAAAUGGAAGAAACUUUCAGCACUUUUAUCGUCAGCAGAAGACUCCACAACAAGGACAGUUUAUGUCUAAAUAUUCAACAUUCCCAUUGAAAGUUAACCAAACAAUGAACAGAAAUGAAGUAAAAUAUUCAACACUUCCACAAGAUAAUUCAGUGUUUUUGAGGCGGCCUACUUUAGAGACUGGCUUCAAGACAUUAUUCGCACAUGAUAAUAUCAGGCAGGAUAAUAUUGAUCUUGAAGGGGAUGAAAAAUGGUUGCGUAAUACUGUGCCGUCUGACGUAAUCAAUGCAUAUCCUACUAGACAAGAUCAUUUCGAUGGAGGAGUAGACUAUGAUGACGAUGACGAUGAAGAGGAAGACGAUGUGGAUGAUUUAAAAGUCUGUGAAGAAACUGAAACUGCAAAUCAACAUCCACGUCGUAUUAGUUGGCCCCAGACUCUAUACGAGUUCAUUCCAGAAACACAUUCAGACGACCAUACUAACUCUAGCCAGACAAUGACAAAUAAUGGAGUUAAACCUUCUGUUACGGAUCCCUCACAAGCACCAUCAGAUUCCAGUGGGAAUUCAGCUGUCCCUGUAACUGCAACACCCUCAACACCAGUGAAAACUAAUGGUGAAAAUUAUUUUGCUUACUACAAUCCAUGGUACUCACUUACUCUAAUGAAUACUAUAAUUUUAACACUGGUCCUUGUUAUUUCAAUUGUCAAUUGGUUAUGGCGUGAAGAGAAACAGAAGAAGGCAGAAAGUUCCCCUUGA